AUUUGACCCAUGAUACUGCUGUGGUUCUGGAUGUACAUGCAUUAUUUAGCAUCCCUAAACCGACACGAUCCCGUGCAUAAAUAUGAUCGUUCAUAAGAAUGUGAAGAGUCCUCACAGGGUCGCCUUGGCUCUGUCCAGUCACCUUGACAAUGGUACAACACGCAUGUCUGCUGGCCGCCGCUGGCGUUCCCUUCUCACUUGUCGCCCGUCAUCGUCAAUCACCCCUCGAGGACGUCCGUCUGGGUGGUCCGUCUACCACGAUGCUUGGAGCUCCGGCUGUACGACCCGCGUCGGUCAACGAGCAUACAGCACCACUUCGGAUAUCAAGUCCAAAUCUGAGCCAGAUCCGCCGUCAUCACCCUUGCACCUAGUUGAAGCAGAGCAGCACUCGGAUUCAACACCUCCUCCAGAAAGCAAGUCUGAGCCUGAACCAGAUGCGCCCUCGUUACCCAUUCCGCUAGCUGAGGCGGAGCGUCUCAAAGAUCCAGUAGUCUCCUCGGAAAUGAGGUCUGACUCUGAGGCAGACACGCCAGCACCACCUGUGCAGCCAGCUGAAGCAGAGCCUCCUUUGGAAACGAGAUCCGAACUCGAGCAAGAUACGUCCUCAAAGUUGGUGCAAACAGUUGACGCGACGCCUGAGAAGCCUCCAAACCUCAAAGCCUCGAUGCUGGGUCUAUACGAACGUGUGGUCCAACACGGUCUGUUGCCCAAGGUUGUCGUC
Molecule: messenger RNA, 721 nt
Organism: Cryphonectria parasitica EP155
Lineage: Eukaryota; Fungi; Ascomycota; Sordariomycetes; Diaporthales; Cryphonectriaceae
Exons: 2
Coding region: 150-371 (73 amino acids)
Source: RefSeq, a predicted model, not a curated record